This is a messenger RNA of Quercus robur (English oak), 581 nucleotides long. Its product is annotated as histidine-containing phosphotransfer protein 2-like. The coding region runs from base 1 to 450 and encodes 149 amino acids. The record is from RefSeq and is a predicted model, not a curated record. NCBI's taxonomy places the organism in Eukaryota, Viridiplantae, Streptophyta, Magnoliopsida, Fagales, Fagaceae. Gene Ontology annotation, cellular component: cytoplasm; nucleus. Gene Ontology annotation, biological process: cytokinin-activated signaling pathway; phosphorylation; phosphorelay signal transduction system. Gene Ontology annotation, molecular function: histidine phosphotransfer kinase activity; protein histidine kinase binding. The transcript has 6 exons.
AUGGUGGGAACUGAUCUCAGGCAGCAGCUCAAUAACUAUAUCCAGUCCAUGCGUGAUCAAGGAAUACUGGACAGCCAAUUUCAAAGCGUGCAAGCUUUGAAAACUGAAGAGAAUCCUCACUUUGUCUUGGAAACCAUCACUGGAUUCUGCAGUGAUGCUGACAAUGGCAUUGCACAGAUGACCAGAUAUCUGGAAGGGCCGGUUGUAGACUUUACCAAUUUGACUGGUUUAUCUCACUUUCUAAGGGGAAGUAGCUCAAGCAUUGGUGGUGUUCGAAUGGCCCUUGCUUGUCGUGAUCUCCGACGUGCUAGCGAAGCCAACAACAAACAAGGGUGCAUUGAAGGCAUGGCCAGGCUCAAGCAUGAAUACAACUCUCUGAAGGAAGGUCUCAAUAACAUUUCUCAGAUCGAGAGGCAACUUAUCGGCAAUGCUCAAAGGGGACGCCAGUAGAGAGCUGGCCUGUAUUUGCUCCUGGUGCAUCUAUUGAAGAUCAAAGAGAAGGAGCAUCUACUGAAGAUCAAAGUCUCCGUUUCUAUAUGCUGUCUUUUAAUUCAAUAAAUUGGCUCACUAUAAGUGUGUCU